AUGGCGACAACGCAUCUGAUACAAAUCUCGCCCAAUUGCCGGGAAUCGUCACCAGCUCCCCACAAAGCAUUCACUUGGAGACUCGAAGGCGGUCGACGUACCUCAUCAUUUGAAUUACAAGCGAAUCCUCUCGGCACUGACGACGAAAUGGGUGUGGUCGACGAUUACCAUUCGGGCAAUCAUGUGGAUAGGAACCGUGAGGAGCACGAAGAAGUCACAGAAAGCGGCUGUCAGGGAUGUCACAGGAUCAGGGUCGACGAGGAAAGUCGGCAGAAACUGAGUUUCCCAGAACUGGGAGCGAUUCACGGAGCUGCAUUUCCCAAUGCUACGGUCGACACUCCCCACUCCGGGAUCGGAAUGCCGCUGGCGGCCAACUCGUCGGCGACGUCACCGCCCUCGAAUGGCCUAAUCACAACCUUCCCCGCACCCUUGCAGAGCCCAGAACGUAUCCACCAGCUGAAGCAUGACAGCUCUGUUCUGGCACUUGCUGUCAACGACGAGUUCAUAUACGCCGGCACUCAUGAUGGCGAAAUCCUGGUCUGGUCUCUGGGGACUUUCCAGCUAGUCCAUCGUGUCCAGGCACACAAGCGCAGCGUUCUCUGCCUCUUCCUGUCGUCGCCGACCGACAAAUGCAUGACAAAGCCAUCAUCUACCGACGACGCGUCCGAUCCUCAAGAAUCACAACCCUCGUCUCUCCUCUUCUCUUCCGCUGGCGAUGCUAUUAUCAGCGUAUGGUGUCCGCGUACGCUCAAGCGAUUGCACGAGAUCUACAGUUCCCACGAUGUCGGCGAUGUCUUCAGCGUGGCCUAUUCCGCCCAGAACGAUACGGUCUACAUUGGCGCGCAGAACACGUCGAUCCAGUGGGUUCGGCUGAACGACCCUGAAGCCCGGGUUCUCCAUGAGUCUGCGCAGCACCCCGACCGUAGAUAUCAUCGCUUCUUCGACUCCAAGGCAGUAGGGGGCACGAGCACCCCGCGGCGCAACGAUGAUCGCUUCUCGAUGAUUCCCAGGGCGCAGUCUGUCCUCGAGAUCUCACAGGGUGCAAUCCAUCAGUUUGCACAUUUCGGUUAUGUUUAUUGCAUGCUCAUAUCCAGGGGCCCGACCGUACGAGUCGGACAGGAUGAGGAUGUCCUCAUAUCUGGAGGCGGGGAUGGCACAAUAAAGCUUUGGAGACUAGCGCACCACCCUAAGACUACCGACGGUAGUGCACAGACCGGCGCCGAAGAUGGCAUAGAAGAGAUAAUGGUAUUGGGUACCGAUGAGGCUCAGUCUGUGUUGUCUUUGGCUAUUGAUGGGUCCUUUCUAUAUAGUGGCAAGCUUGACGGAGUGAUAGAGCUAUGGGACCUCGACACAAAACAGAAAUUGCGCGUUAUCAAGGCACACGACGCAGAUGUCAUGACAGUUCAAAUUAGAUGGGGCUUUUUGUGGAGUGCCGCGGCGAACGGCGUUGCGACUAAACACAGCACCGUCAAUGAUAACCGUGAAACCAGUCCUGGGUCGGACUUGGCUAGCCAAAAAUAUCGCUGUCUCAACCGGUGGACUGCUCACGAUGGCAAAAUUCUCGCAUCUGCAGCUACAUCCCAUAAGGGCGAACGGUUUUUCAUCACCGGUGCAAACGACGACAAUGUGUGCGUCUGGCGCGUAAAUGACUGCAUAGAUGGAGCGACUGAGCAAAAGGCCGUUGCUGAAGACGAGCUGUUGCGGUCUCUCCGCAAGUUUGUGUCGUACAAGACCAUAUCUUCCCGUCCAGAAUAUGCGGAAGACUGCCGCCGAGGGGCUACGUUCCUCUGCUCCUUAUUCAAAAGGCUGGGAGCCGAGGUAGAGAUGCUAUCAAGUGGUGAGGGCAACAACCUCCAUAACCCCGUGGUUUUUGCCAAGUUCUCCGGAUAUCAGGAGCCCGCCGAAAAGCGCAAGCGAAUUCUAUUCUACGGCCAUUACGAUGUGGUUCCUGCCGAUGCCAAGAAAGGCAAUUGGGCGUCAGACCCGUUCACACUCACUGGAACCAACGGCUACCUGUACGGUCGUGGUGUCUCCGACAACAAAGGCCCCAUCAUGGCGGCUUUGUAUGCAGUAACAGAUUUGAUGGAGGCCAAGCAACUCCGCUCGGAUGUUGUCUUCCUGAUCGAAGGCGAAGAGGAGUCGGGUUCACGGAGCUUCAAGGAGGCCGUAAGGCGGAAUCGCCAUCUCAUCGGAGACGUCGACUACAUACUGUUGGCGAACAGUUACUGGCUGGACGACGAGACGCCUUGCCUGACUUAUGGCCUCCGAGGUGUCCUGCACGCGACUGUCUGCGUCGACUCGCCUCACCCAGAUCUUCAUUCCGGCGUUGAUGGCUCAUACAUGAUGGCAGAGCCACUUUCAGACUUGACAUGCUUGCUUAGCAAGCUGAAGGGCCCGGGGAACAAGGUCAUCAUCCCCGGUUUCUACGACGGAGUUCUGCCGCUCACUCCGAACGAGGAGAAGCGAUACGAUGCCAUUGCGUCCAUCUUGAUGAAGCGCAGUCCGGAGAGCGGGACGGCCGAGGCUUUGAAGCGAAGCUUGAUGGCUCGGUGGCGCGAGCCCAACCUGACCAUCCAUAGGUACAAAGUUUCAGGGCCAGACGGAAGCCUGGUCAGCAGCCAUGCAAGUGCCAACAUUUCGUUGCGGCUGGUGCCGGGGCAGGAGGUUGACGAUGUGACGGCGUCGCUGAGGUCUUUUCUGGAAAGUGAAUUUGUCAGCUUGGGCGGUAGCAACUCGCUUAGCGUGCGGAUUGACAACCAGGCCGAGCCAUGGCUGGGCGACCCCAGCAACGAGAUCUUCAGGACGCUCGAGAAUGCCGUGGUCAAGGUGUGGGGUCUGGACACGAACGAGGAGCAGGGCUCGGAGGAUGGUGACAACAGCCAUGAAGGGGGGGAGGGUUCAGCAACCACCAAGGCCAAGACCAGGAAACCCUUGUACAUCCGCGAGGGUGGUUCCAUUCCUGCCAUUCGGUUCUUGGAGAAGGAGUUCGCCGCGCCGGCGGCACAUCUUCCGUGCGGCCAGGCCAGCGAUGCCGCGCAUCUUGAUAACGAGCGACUGAGGGUCCUGAAUCUCCUGAAAAGCCGGGAGAUAUUCGGUGAUGUGUUUAAAAGUUUGUGAUUGACCAUUUUGAAGUUAGAUCACCAGUCUUAGACUAUUCUAGAAGGAGUUUGUCUGUACUUUAGCCAACUCCACAGCUCAGUUCGGGGUUUCUUUAAUUGUUCUACUUCUUCUUCUUGUUUUUUUGACUUUGAACCCUCCCUUUUUUAGACGGAUAAACUGCUGCUUGCGCCCUCUUGGACAGUUAAAUGAGUUCGCUUGCACUUGCAUGUCUGGAAUAUCUGGAAUUGAGGGCACUUGUGACAGAUAAUAACUGGCCGUGGUAUACAAAUGCAACCAACGUCUGAUCACCAACAAUUCAGAAAUGUUCUUGUUGACAAUACCAUAUCUUUGCGUUGGCAACAAUUAAUCGACCAUCAACACCACCAG
Molecule: messenger RNA, 3486 nt
Organism: Pyricularia grisea
Lineage: Eukaryota; Fungi; Ascomycota; Sordariomycetes; Magnaporthales; Pyriculariaceae
Exons: 3
Coding region: 1-3117 (1038 amino acids)
Biological process (GO): glutathione catabolic process; proteolysis
Molecular function (GO): protein binding; peptidase activity
Source: RefSeq, a predicted model, not a curated record